AUGGUGUUUGUUUUUAUUCGACUCCCGCCCCCGCUCCAGAGUGUGCAACAGGUUAUCACGGAAUUUCCCCCUUUGCAUCGUUCGAAUGCAGCCCACUCUUGCAUGAAUCAGCGAAGUCCAGCUAUUCAGCCCACAAGUGCAUGAUGAGCGGCUCAGAGACCGCCGAGGCGGCCCAUGGAAAUGCCAACAGGACCAGGUCCAGGUCGCACCAAGACGACACCCUACUGAUUAGGCUUCUUCCCGUGUCCGCGCGUCAUCAGCUCUGCGUUCAUCUGGACUCCCUGGAUGUGUGGCAGCAGCUGGCCACGGCCGUCAAGCUCUACCCGGAGCAGGUGGAGCAGAUAAGACACCAGAAAGACCGCGGCCGUUCCCCAUCAAACGAGUUUAUGAAUAUUUGGGGGGGCCAAUACAAUCACACAGUCCAGAGCCUGUUUGCCCUGUUCAAAAAGUUGAAGCUGCACCAUGCCAUGCGAAUGAUCAAGGAUUAUGUGAGCGAGGAUCUGCACAAGUACAUUCCCAGGAGCUUGCCCACCAUCAGUGACUUGCGUGCCCCGCCUGAUUCCAACUCGAAAAUAGACAAUGGCCCGCCCUUUCCCUCCUCCUCAGGCGUCAGCAAUUCGAACAACAAUCGCACAACGACAUCGACAAUGAGCGAGGAAAUUCCCAGCUUAGAAUCCCUGGGAAACAUUCACAUCAGCACGGUGCAACGAGCGGCCGAGUCCCUGCUGAAGAUCGAUUACUUGGAGCUGGAACGUGCUACGGACAGCUGGUGUCCGGAGAACCGCCUCGGCCAGGGUGGAUUCGGGGAGGUGUACAAGGGCGAGUGGAAGCAGCUGGACGUGGCCAUCAAGGUGAUGAACUACCGCAGUCCCAACAUCGACAAGAACCAGGUGGAGCUGCAGCAGAGCUACAAUGAGCUGAAGUACCUCAACACCAUUCGACACGACAACAUUCUGGCCCUCUACGGCUACAGCAUCAAUGGCGACAAACCUUGCCUCGUCUAUCAGCUGAUGAAGGGCGGCUCGCUGGAGAACCGCCUGCGGGCGCACAAGUCGCAGCAACCGCUGCCGGCGCUGACGUGGAUGCAGCGUUUCAGCAUUUGCCAUGGCACAGCCAAAGGCAUCUACUUUCUGCAUACGGCACGCAAUACGCCCCUCAUCCAUGGUGAUAUUAAGCCCGCCAACAUUCUGCUGGAUCAGUGCCUGCAGCCGAAGAUCGGGGACUUUGGACUGGCCCGCGAGGGACCCAAGUCCAUAAACGCUGUGAUGCAGGUGAAGAAAGUGUUUGGCACGAGAAUCUACCUGCCACCAGAGUUCCGCAACUCCAAGCAGCUCAGCACGGGCGUGGAUGUGUACAGCUUUGGGAUUGUGCUGCUGGAGGUGUUCACCGGGCGCCAGGUGACGGAUCGCCUGCCCAAGAACGACCAUCAUCAGGAUCUGCUGCACUAUGUCAAGCAGAACUGGGCACAGUCGCAGCAGCAUCGCCUGGAGCUGCUCGACAAGCAUCUGCCCAUGCCGCUGGGCGAGGAGCUGGACAUGUGCCUGUGUGCCAUCGAGAUGGGCCUGCAAUGCACAGCACUCGAGACGCAGGACAGACCAUCGAUGAACGGUGUACUCAACAGAUUCAAGCCAUUCCGCAUUGACUUUUGAUCCAAGAUCAAAGAUUAUUGUUACUCGUAUUUUAUAAUUUUUUAAGGAAGAGCAUUUGAUUUUAGCGUCAGUUGUGGUUCACCUGAGAGCCAUUUAUUAUUUAGCAACACAUCACAAAAUACUCAAAGUA
Molecule: messenger RNA, 1779 nt
Organism: Drosophila guanche
Lineage: Eukaryota; Metazoa; Arthropoda; Insecta; Diptera; Drosophilidae
Gene: pll
Product: serine/threonine-protein kinase pelle
Exons: 3
Coding region: 141-1649 (502 amino acids)
Biological process (GO): protein phosphorylation; signal transduction
Molecular function (GO): protein kinase activity; protein binding; ATP binding
Source: RefSeq, a predicted model, not a curated record